GUUUACCGUGUCCAUUGGCUUAGGACACUGGCACUGCGUGAUCGUUGGGCAGAGGAGCUGCUGCUGGUCGGUCGGGAAAUGACAUGGACGGUUGAAUUUUUUCUUCAUAAAUCUCAACAAUGGGUAGGCCGAAUGCAGGAGGCCGAUGUACAGUGCACAGUCGGGCACCAGUGCUAUGCUGCCCACCAGGCUCAAAUGUAUCUCCGACUCUCACAACAUGCACAGGACAGCUUUGAAUGA
Suillus discolor is the source of this 240-nucleotide messenger RNA. RefSeq lists its product as uncharacterized. The transcript has a single exon. The record is from RefSeq and is a predicted model, not a curated record. The annotation marks the transcript as partial. NCBI's taxonomy places the organism in Eukaryota, Fungi, Basidiomycota, Agaricomycetes, Boletales, Suillaceae.